AUUCUGUGUCCAUGGCAGAGGCCCGGAAACGAGAGGUCACCAUGGCAACCUAGACUAGGAUUAGUUUAGAACUUUGGCGUUUGCCUGCAGUCUAUGCUGAAGUUUCUCUAGUUUUUACACAGAUUUUCUGUCUUUGUGUAGGUAUGAGCAGUAUCUUUAUUUCUUUCUCAACAUGCAGUUUAAAUAAUAUAUUCAAAAGUCUGCGUUUGGUCUAAAUCCAGGUUUUAUUAGCUACAAAAAAGCUAAUGCUAGAGCUAAAGAGUUAAGUGGGACUAGCCGUUAGCUUCAUUAGCAUCAUUAGCUGUCAUUGUUAAAGCUGGGACUUUGGUGCCAUGAGUUGUCGACGGGAGCAAACUGUUCACUCACCUCGACUGGAGGCUGUGAUUCAGAAACUGGAGGAAUCUCUGCUUCAGUCCGACGGUAGCUCAGGAGAGCAGACUCUGUCAGUUGGAGGUGAUGGACGGGAGUCCGGUGUCUCGACUGUGCCUGUCUCCACACGCAUCCGUCAGAUCAUCGCCCGCAACCUGGCGGAGCAGCCAGCUGGUGAGAACUCUGAGGUCAGUGAUCUGGAGGGGAGAAGGGCCCGGAGGGAGCCGCUGUCUCUGAGCCAGAUGGAAGUCAAACAGGCCAAUCACACAGACAGGCUUGAUCAGAUGCUGAUGCUGCAGUCGACAGUGGACUCGGACCAGGAGAGCAUAUCACUACAGAACAAGGAGAGAGCUUACAGCCAAAGACUGCAGGUCUACCAGGAGGCCCAGCAGAGACAAGCCCAACUUGUCCAGAAGCUGCAGACCAAGGUUCUUCAAUACAAGACGCGGUGUGGAGAACUAGAAGAACAAGUACUGGAGAAGACUUCAGAGUCAGAGAAGAUGAGAUUGAUGCUGCAGGCUCACCUGGACACGGUCCAGCGUCAUCAGCGGACAGAGCAGGAUCUCACCAUGGCUGUCCAGAACAUAUCUGCUCAGCUAGAGGAGGAGCAGAAGAGGUGUGCCAGCCUCAGCCAAGUGAACUCUCUGCUGCGGGAACAGCUGGAGCAGGCAGGCACUGUCAACCAGGGGAUAACGGAGAGCCUGUGGAAGGCCCGCGAGGAUGUCGAGUUGUGCGAUACACGACUGCGGAGAGAGCAGGAGACAUGUGCCUCCCGGUCGAGUCGUGAACAGGCCCGUGUCAGAGCACUGUGGCGCCAGGCCUCCUCCCUGCAGAGCACUUUCACCCAGCUAAGGACUUUCACUGACAGGACUCUGUCUGACAUGCGAGGGGAGUGUGUUGCUGUCAGCCGGCAGCUGCAUGUCGCCUGCAUGAGCUUCGAGGCCAGAGUAACACAGGAGAGCUCCUCUAGUGGUGUGGAAAUGUCAGUGCUGGAGAGGCAGCUGAAGGACAAGCUGAAAGAGGCCAUGCAGCUUCAGGGUCGAUGGGAUGUGGAGAAAGUCAGUCUUAACUCCAGCAUCCUGGAGCUGUCCGACACAGUCAAGCACCUCAGGAGCCAGAACAGUGAGAAGGAUGCCAGCCUCACGAGCAUGCAGAUCAGUCUGGACAGGAUGGAGACAAGGAGAACAGAGGACAGAGCAGAGAUGGAGGUCCUCCACACUGAGAUCCAAGCCCUCCAAAAGAUUUUAAGUCAUGUCCAUCAGUUGGUUGGUGGGGAAAGUGAUAGUGGCUCUGAAAGUUUCUCCUCACCUCUCCAUGGCCGGUCUCCUCAAAAGAACACCACCUUAAUGGCUGUGCAGAAUACUCUCUCCAAGCACCAGAAACAAACACAGGACCUGCGUGGAUGUCUGGACGCUGCCCUCGAGCAAGUGGACAUGCUGCGUAAUCACAUGCAGGAGAGGGACGCUGAGAGGAGGGAGCUUGAGCAGAAGAUUCAGGAAGUUGUCCGAGAAAACCAGGAGGCUAAAAAGGUGGUAGAAGAAAGUGUCAGAGACAGCAGCAGAUACUGUCGCUCACUGGAGCUCAUCUCCAGUGAGAAGGAGAGUCUGGAGAAGCUGCUGUCAGGGCUGCAGCAGGAGGUGGACUCCCAGCGCGCCGAGCUGGAGGCGCUGCGGGGCUCCUCGCUGGAGCUCCAAAGACAGCGGGACUUCCUGAGGCAGCAGAGGGAGGAUCUGGAGACGCAGCUAACACGCCAACACACAGAGGCCCAGAGAGGCAAUAGGAGCCUAGAGGAGCUUGAAGGGAAACACUCUCAUCUCCGGAGUGAGCUGGUGACAGUGAAGGAGAAUCUGAAUCAAAUCACUCUACAGAAAGAGGUGUUGGAGGAGGAUAAGGCCAGUCUUGCUCUGGCUCUUAGCAAGAUGGAGUCCCAGAGAGCUGCACGGGAGGUAGCCUUCACCAAACUGCAGAAUCAAGAGGCUGCUCUUCAAGAUUCUCUGGCCAAAAUGGCUGCUCUCAGUGAAGGCUUAGCCAAAGACAAGGUGGAACUCAACCGUAUUCUGCUGCAGACAGAAGGUGAGAAGGCUGUGCUUGACGGACGCAGGCGGGAAGCUGAAGCGGAGCGGGCAGCAGCUCGAGAGGAGACGGCACGGGUGCAGCAGGAGAUAAUGAAUCUGCUCGCUGAGAGACAAGACCUGGAAAGCUCCCACAGCCACUUACAGAUUCUCUGCCAGAAGCUCGAGGCCGAGCUGAGGCUGCUGCAGAGGGAGAAAGCUCAGGCCCUGGAGCAGCACUCUCAGGUCCACCAGCAGAUGCAUAGUGUGUCAGAGGAGCUGAGUGCGUGCAGGAAGGAGCUUGAGACACUGACCACAGCCCUAAAGAGAGCUACCCAUGACAAGGAGGAGCUGGCCAAGGAAAGGGCUGCUCUGGGUGUCAGGCUAAACUCCGCUGACCGAAAGACCUGUGGUCUCACGCAGGAGCUGCUUGCACUUAGAGCAGAGAAGGAGUCCCUGGAGACGGCUCUGUUUGAAAGCCAGGAGCUUGCCUCGUCUCUGGAGGCUGAGAACACCAGGAUGGAGGGGGAAAGGCACGGCUUGCUCCUGGCUAACGAGGCCUUGACGCGUGAUGCUGCUCGCAUGCGGGUAGAUGCUGAACACCAGUUGACACAAGCUGCACAAGAGCGGAGCAAACUGGAGGAAAAGCUGUCUGAGGUGGAGAGGCAGGCCCAGCUGAGCCUGAACAACAAAGAGCAAAUUCACAGAGAGCAACAGGAAGCCGAACGCCAAAGAAAUGAGCAGCAGUGUGCAGAGCUGAAGGUUCAGAGGGAGCAGGCUGAAGAGCAGCUGUGGAGACAGUGUGAGGAGCUGCGUGUGCGCAGCCAGCAGGAGCUGCAGCAGGUGCAACAGGAGCAGUCCAGGCUGCAGCAGGAGUUCAACCAAAGCCUCCUGCAGGCUGAGAGUGAAAAGCAGCAGGCUUUGUCCCAGAAGGAGGCCGAGAAGGCCGCUCUCACUGAGAAGCUGACUUCCCUGCAGCACGACUUGGCCGCAGCAGAUAUGGAGCUGGAACACACGAAGAGGAAGGCACUCAGCACACAUGAGCAGGAUAAGAAUGCAAUGGCUGCCCUUCAGUCUGAGCUGCAGGACUUACGGACUCAGUUUGAAGAAUCUUUGAACUCCCAUGAAAGUACAAAGAAGAGUCUGACGGAGCAGGUCAAAGAGCUGAACCAUCAGAGAGAACAUGCACAGAAGGAGUUAGAAGGUCUUCGCCGGCAGCUCCAGGAAGCUCAGGAUGGACUUAUCAGUGGGCGCAGGGAGCUGAUUGAGGCUCACAGAGAGCUCCAGGAGUGUGCGCUGGAGCGCGACAAGCAGCGAAAAGAAGCCUUGGACCAGAGAAGACUCUUGGGGGACGAGACCAGAGAGAAAGAGGCCAUCCAAGCCUCCAACCAGGAACUCAGAGCUUUGAUUAAAAAAGCAGAGAGUGAGAACAGCAGCCUGCGACGAGCCGUGGAAGAGCGGGAUCAGAAAGUGUCAGUCUUAGAGGAAUGCAGGAGCUCGAUGGACCAAGAGGGAAGCACCUUACGGAGCAGUAUGAGAGAGCUGGAGAAGACUCGCCUGCAGGCACGCAGACAGCUGCAGGAGCUGCGCAGACAGGUCAAGAUCCUUGAAGGCGAGAACGGCCGGCAGAAACAGGAGCUGCAGGAGCUGCAGGCUCGGGUUUGUCAGGAGGAGCAGAAGGAGGAGGAGGCACGUCGCGAAGCGUUCAGUCUCAAGCAGAGAGUUCUUGAGUGUGAGGCCGGGAGAGACGCAGCGCUAAAUGAGGUCGCAGGUGUGCAGCGUCGUUUGGUGGAAAUGCAGACGGAGGGUCAGCAGAGUCGAGAGUUGCUGCAGGAGAAAGAGGCCUAUCAACAGCAGAGUAACCAGAGGCAUAAAGAAACCUCUGUGCAGCUGCAGGAGGCACUAGAGGACGCCAGGGUCCAGGUCGCAGAUCUGUCCGCACAAGUUGACUUAGCGCAACGUAAGGUUCAGGGCCUGGAAGAGCAGCUUCGGUCGGGUGACGCUAAACGUAAGGACCUGGAGCUAAAGCUGGCAGGAAUGUAUUCAGCUCUGCGUCGCACUGUUGGCAUCAGCCAUUCAAAGCCUCCAAACACACCUGGCUCACGUAGACGGUCUCCCUCUUCCUGGAGAUGCCACCUGCAAGUAAGAGGAGGGGAGAACGUGACGGACAAAUCUGCGUCUCGUGGUGAAAAUGAAGAGCUGGACAUCGACACAGUGCACUCAGCCUUGCAGGAAUUCCAGCAGGAACUUCGGGAAGCACAACGAGACAGGGAUGAAGCCAAAGCUCAGGUCGUCAGUCUGAGUCAGCAAGUGGCACAGCUCAAAGCCAGCCAGAAUAAAUCAGCCACCCAGGUACUGCAACUUCAGGCAUCCUUGAAGCAAACAGAGCAGGGAAAAAGAGAGAUGACAGAACGAUUGCAAGCGGUGCAGUUAUCAUUUUCCCUGCAGGAGGGAGUCGCAUGUCGUUCAGAAAGAGAGAAGAAGAGCCUUGAGGAGGAGUUAGUCCAACUCAGGACUAGUCUGCAAGCUGCUGAAGCAGAGUCCAGGGAUAAGUUGGAGCUCUUCCAGGAUUUGGAAUCUCGUGCAAGUGCAGAACAGCGAAAGCUGAAAGAGGCUUUGGACGCAGCAGAAAACAGAUCCAGCCGCCUGGAGCUGACUCAGCGCACCCUUGAGGGUGAGCUGCACAGGGCCCAGCUCAGGGCCGCAGAGCUGGAUGCAGAGGCCGGGGCACUGCAGGAGAGACUGACGGAGCUGAGGAGGAAGCUGAGCGAGAGCGAGGACCGCUGUGCGGCCCUGGCGGUCAGUGAGGAGAGACUGACCACGUCACUGGCUCGAGCGGAACAGCAUGAGAGCCAGCUGAGAGAGCAGAUCCACAAACUGUCGGACUCUCUCGGUGACAACAGGAGCAGCAGUGGAGCCCUGCAGGAGCAGAUCGCACAGCUGCAGAAGGCUCUGACUGCCAGUGAGCAGGACCGAAGGCUGCUGCAGGAACGUCUGGAUAAGACACGGGAUACCCUUUCAGAGAGUAAGAGGCUGAACCACACACUGACAGAACGCACCCAAAACCUCCAAAGAGCCCAAGAGGACGCAGAGCUUAAGAUUUCAGAGCUGGAGAAACGUAACUGGACACUGAAGGAGAACCUGAAGCUGCGGCAGAAAGCUGAAGUCCAGGCCCAAGGCAGCUCCCAGCAGCUGCAGAGAGAGAAGGCAGAACUUCAUGACAAGUCCACCAGUCUGCACAGCACGAUGCAAAAGCUUCAAAGUGAGAGAGCUGAGAUGGAGAGGCUGCUGACUCGACUUAGUAAAGACAAGUCAGCUCUGAGAAGGGCCCUGGAGAAGGUGGAGAUGGAGAGGCUGAGGAGGGAGGAGGACGCUGCAUCAGCAGGCAGAGAGAAGGAGCAGUUGGGGCAGACGGUGCGCAGCCUGGAGCGGGAGCUGGCUGAGAAACUGUCUGACAUGCAGACGCUGCAGGCCCAAAUCUCUCAGUUGGAGCACGCUCAUGCACAGCGCCUCCUGGAGGUGACAGCCCGCCAUCACCAGGAGCUGGAUCUGGAGACAGAUCGUCUGAGAGACAGUCAGCUCCAAGCAGCACAAGCUUUAGAGAGCAGAGAGAGGGCCCAUCGUCAGAGGGUCAAAUGCCUGGAGGAACAGGUGUUAACUCUCAAAGAGCAGCUGGAUCAGGAGACGAGAAGACGACAUGCCUAUUUGAAUCAGAUGCUGCAGCCUGGUGUGUAGGCAGAGACCCUGCAGUGAAGUAUGUAGCACCUCUGGCUUCCUCGCUCACUGUCCCUCUGGCAGCUUCCCAACAAUGUUAUGUUACAAGCGACAUCCACAAUGUUUUUGGAAGCUACACGCACACAAACACAGUCCCAAGGCGUUCACUCCCACCCAUGCACAUGUGCUCACCGGAUUACAUUAAUCUGCAGGAAAACUCAACAACAACAAACAAUGAGUGUUUUGUUUGUAAGUGGACUGGAUGUGCCAAAUUGUUUUAAGGAUUUCCUCUGGCUUGCUGAAGUUGGUGUUUUUAAGUCUGUUUAUGCUGUGUCAUUUUUUUGGGAGGAAACAAUGUAAUGAAAGGUUUCCUUGGUUGGUGCUUAUUUUUCUUAUACAUACAUGUUUGUCAUAGUGAUUUUAUACCAUUGUUUUUAUGUCACAAUCAUGUGUCCUAGUGAGUAUUUACAGUAAUGUCUCAUCGAUCCCACUUCCCGGUGCUGUGUUUACCUUGUCAUUAAGAAUCUACAGUGAAGUGUAAAUCAUUUGUUUUAUCACGUAUUGUAUUUCACAUAAUUGUGAUUAAUAAAAAAAAAAAAUAAAUAAAAAAG
Messenger RNA from Solea senegalensis (Senegalese sole), 6745 nucleotides. It is a transcript of the gene crocc2, whose product is annotated as ciliary rootlet coiled-coil, rootletin family member 2. The coding region runs from base 333 to 6155 and encodes 1940 amino acids. The record is from RefSeq and is a predicted model, not a curated record. The transcript has 36 exons. Lineage: Eukaryota; Metazoa; Chordata; Actinopteri; Pleuronectiformes; Soleidae.